AUGCCAUACAACAUCACCAUCGACCACACCAACACUGCCCACAGUUCGGAUCACUCCGAUCAUUCUGAUCACUCUUCAUCAUCAUCAGUGACAGACGACGAAGACUCUACGGGUACUGGUGUCCAAGUGCGCCCAAGAUCAGUCGUCGAGGGUCACGAGUAUUCUGACCCCGUUGAAGAGCAAGACGGCAGCUGGAACGUGGUAUACCGUGACGAGAUCGGUCCAUCGGAUUCCGCAUCAAGGCCUCGGACCUCCAAUCAGCAACGCCCUUUUGUGGAAGCGCCACGACCGGAGGAAGCACGACGUCCAUCUUUCCGUCGUCACAUAUCCCGCGAGCCUGCGCGCCACCUCCCACAUCCUAGAGCGCAUCGAUCACCGCCGUCGGAGCCGCCUGAAAGUGUGGACCCCCACGAAGAAUGGCAGGGCUACGCCCGAGGCCCACCGCAGCAUUAUAGCCGUCCUUAUGCCCACUAUGCCCCAGGCUACCCUCAUCACGCCUAUCAAGCCUAUCCAGCUCCAAGUGCCGUACCCGGAGGCCUACAGCAAAUAGUCCCUUACGGCUUCUCCCCAUACCAAGCCCCUACCGGUGGACCUGCGUCCUCCUAUUUCGCGCAUGGGCAUCAUGGGGGGCCAAGCCAUGAGAUGAUUCCCCAUGCUCCAAGUGCAGGGUACUUUCCAUAUGGUCCACAAGGAUAUCAAAUGCCCAUGCCCAUGCCCAUGUCUCCGCCCGUAGUCUACCCUGCUUAUGGUGGUAUGUAUGCACACCCGCCAACUCCACAGGCUCCGCCAGCUCCACCAGCUCCAGCAGCGACCACCCCGCCUCCCCCACCUCCGCCGCCUCCUCCACCGUCUACGUCGGAUACUUCCAAAGACGAUGAGAAAUUUGCUCGCCUCGAGAAGCUUUUUUUGGACCAGAAAGCAGAGCAACAAGAAAAGGCAGCCGCAGCCGAGAAAGCCGCAAACGACAAAGCUGCUAAGGCUGAAGCCGAUUCAAAUAAAGCCAAAGAGAUUGCGGCGGCUUCGGCGGCGGCAGCGGCAGCAGCAAAAGAGGAGGUCGAGAAGGAAUAUCAGGCUGCUGCAAAGGACAAAGCUGCUAAGGCUGAAGCCGAUGCCAAAAAAGCGGAAGAGAUUGCGGCAGCUUCUGCGGCGGCGGCGGCAGCAGCAAAAGAGGAGUUCGAGAAGGAACACCAGGAUGCUAUAAAGGCCAAAGCUGCUAAGGCUGAAGCCGAAGCCAAAAAAGCGGAGGAAAUUGCCGCCGCCGUAGCCGCAGCAACUGCCACUGUCAAACCAUCAUCUCCACCAAAGACAAAGGACAAACCUAUCAAAUUCAAGGAUGCUAUUGGGAGAAGAUUCAACUUUCCUUUUGAUGUUUGCAAUACGUGGUCGGGUAUGGAGUACUUGAUCAAGGAAGCUUUUCUCCAUGUUGCCGACUUGGGCCCACAUGUGGCUGACGGUCAAUAUGACCUACUCGGUCCGAAAGACGAGAUCAUCAUGCCGUCCAUCUGGGAGUCAGUGGUCGAGCCGGGCUGGGAGAUAACAAUGCACAUGUGGCCUAUCCCGGAGGCGCCUGAAGGAGGAGACGCUCUAGCAGGGGCAAUGGCUGAUGUUGUCAUUGUGGAGCCAGAAAAGAAAGGCAAGAAAAAAAAAGAAAAGAUCCCGCCAUUCAUGAUCUGGACCGCGGGCAAGUCAAACAAGGGCCGAGGGAACGCUAAAGGCAAGAAGAAGUGA
Letharia columbiana is the source of this 1728-nucleotide messenger RNA. RefSeq lists its product as uncharacterized. The transcript has 4 exons. Lineage: Eukaryota; Fungi; Ascomycota; Lecanoromycetes; Lecanorales; Parmeliaceae. The record is from RefSeq and is a predicted model, not a curated record. The coding region runs from base 1 to 1728 and encodes 575 amino acids.